UGCGCGCGACGGUUCACUUGAAGUGAGGAGCGAGUGCAAGGGGUUGGAAGAGGGGGUGGUCGGGGCCUCUUCGCGCAUCUUACGCGUAUUCCCGUACGGAAAAUGGCUGCCAGCUGUCACUCGGUAUCGAAGUGCGGCUUGUGAAGAGACACGACGUGAAUCCGGCGCAGGGCGGUUUUCCGGGCGCGCAAGCACGCCGCGAGAGCGCGAUGAAAUUACAUAACAACGUGCGGCUCGCUGGUUGAGUUCGACGGGAUCGCGGAGAGCGCGUGAGAGAAAGAGAGGGAAACGGUGAGAGGCGCGGGAGAGUACAAGUGCGCGGCGACAGGGCCCCCACGGUGUUGCUUCCACGGUGCUAUGAGAGUCUGGCCCGCUCGGCUGUUUACAGUUUUUAUUUUUUGCCAAGCGCGCGACGUCGACUAGUGCGUGUCUACGCCCGGCGCUGCGCCUGGAAAGGGAGACGAUUCCUCUCCACGAUUCGCUCGCCCGUGAACGGUCGACCGGAUCAGGCUCGCGACCGUGCGCCGAUAUUCCGAUAUUCCUACUCCGCUUGUGCUGCCGUAAUACAGGACUCCCCCGGGAGAUUCCUCCCAACCGACACUUACAACCCCGAGGACGCGCACAGUCAAGAGAAGCAGCAUGGGUUCCAGUCAACAAUUCUCUCUUAGGUGGAAUAAUUAUCUGAAACAUAUUACUUGUGCUUUUGACACAUUAAGGACAGAUGAAGAUCUCGUAGAUGUCACUCUAAGCUGCGAAGGCAAGAGGAUCAGGGCACAUAAGAUGCUUCUAUCAGCAUGUAGUACAUAUUUUAGAGAUUUAUUUAAGGAAAAUCCAUGCCAGCAUCCUGUCAUAAUAUUUCGUAAUGUAAAAUUCGACGACCUGGCUGCUUUGGUAGACUUUAUGUACCAAGGUGAAGUGAACGUCGUUCAAGAACAAUUAGCAAGUUUUCUUACAACAGCAGAACUAUUGGCAGUACAGGGUUUGACAGAUGGUACAGGAAAGGACAACGACAGUUUAGUGGAUGACAUAGAAAUCCCAAACGAGCCUGAGGUGCAGCUGCAAAAUACUUCCGGAAAAUCAUCAGGAGAAAACAAGAGGAACAAAUCGCCCUCUUCCCCGAUCCCGUUUCACUCCGUCGAAUUGCAGCCUGAAGUACAUCCCAAUAAGAGGAGAAAAACGCGCGACAGCACGAAUGCGAGCGUGGAGAAGAAUUCAGCGGGCAACAACGUGUCAGGGAAGGAUGCCGACGGCAAGAUGUCGGAUAGUCAAAACAGACCGGGCUCCGACCCGGUCGAAAUAAUCCCCCUCAUGCCGAAUUUGAAGCUGGAGAUGCCAGAAUACUUGGAACAGGAUGGCAGCAGUUGUAGUUACGAGGAUCAGAGUUUGGGCGACAACACAUUAAAUAAAAACACCAUAGAUGACACAUCGUCGACGCCUGAUCACGAGCAGAAGCUCGAUAUCAGUCAGACAUUUUAUUCGAGUCAAUCAACAUCGGACGGUUUGGAUGGCAAACACCAGUCGUCAGAUGUCGGUAUGUCUUGUCUUCUAGGACACCUGCUUUCCAAACCAAGCACUUCGGGAGAGAGGUUAGCACCGGAAAUAGUACAGGGGGGGGUGGGACGCAAUCGGAAGCACGUUGGCGAUACAACCGGUCAGGCGUUGAUGCAAGGGCCGGGGCGUUUUCCGUGCCGAAUCUGCGGAAACGUUUACAGGCACCUCGCUUCGCUGACCCAGCACCUCGAAGUGCAUCGCAACCAGACGACCUGCAUCCUCUGCCACACCACUCUCAGUCGUAGAACCGAUCUGCGCCGUCACAUGCGCCUGAAACACCAAAUGCAUUGGCCGAAAACGCACAGGCAGCGCAGCCCGAAAAGCGAAUUGGACUCGUAGAGAGCGUCGUCCGCGUGUCUACCGCGAUAUAUGAUAUAAUGAUAUACAUUGACGAUCGCAACACUAUCAUUAAAUGGUCGAACGACACCGCCGCCGCCGCGAAGGCGUGUUUCGCGGUGCGUUCAUUGCACGAGAGUUCAUCGUUUUAUAGGAUCGAUCGCGGCCAGACGGCUCGUCACCUUAAUUAUGCUACCUUUCGGAUCUCUCUUCCACAUUGCGCAUUCGAAUAAUUUAGUUGAACAAUUUAUUCGCAAACGAUUAAAUUCUGUCUCGUCGACAAGAAAAUAUUCUACACUUAAACGUUAUCGAUUAUUUUACCGCUGUAAAUGAAAAUUUAUAUUUUCUAGUUUUAAAUUGAAGAAAGAAGAGUACAUCGUGGCUUCAUUGCAUGUAUUGCAUUACAUUUCGUAGAAAUGAACAGAGUUUUGGAGUUGUUCGGCUUAAAAACGGCGUUAAGGUGACGAUCGCCUGCGUAAUCGCCGUUUUCGAAAAAAAAAAGAAAGAAAAAGGAAAAAAAGAAAGAAGAUAUACGAAGAUCUGGAGGACGAAAAUCUCUCUCGCGAAGGAAAAGUUUUCUCUACGCGCCUCUUUGCUUGCUGAUUUUUACUUCGCGAUGCGUGCGAGCGAAUACGUUCACGUUCGGAGGAUGCGCUUUUCUCGAGAGGCGCAUUGAUCUUUAUAAUUUGGAGGCAUCACAUCACACGAGUUUCGCCGUUGUUUGCUGAAAAUAAACGUGCUGCCACCAUGAGACGAUGUAGGGAAAGUAAGUCCGUAGUCGGGCUCUCGCGCGACUGAUUGAAAGCAACGUAAAACGUUGAUUUUGCACUUCACCACCCUCUUCCUCCGAAACGAGUGAAGUAUCGAAGCAGCGUUUACAUUUUUUUCUUUCUAUUUUCUUUUUUUAUAAUUUUACAUCGUUUAACUGAGAAAACGUUGGCUGUUGUUACGCGAGCGAAUUAAUUUUUAACGAGGAAAGAGUGACGAUGUGUGUGGUUGCCUGAACGUGGGUGUAUUUUGAUUUUAGUCGAAUCUAUCUAAGUCCGGCUAAAAUAUGCAAAAUGAAUUUCUCUACUGCGGUAUUAAAGCAUUAUUAUUAUAAAUAUUUAUAUAUUAUAAUCGUGCGAAAGAAUUAUAUAUCUUCGUUGAUAACGCAUUUAGACAUUUCGCGAUCCACAGAAUCGUCGGCGGUUCGCAAGCUCGUUACACCUAACAAGUAUAAUAGCGCUGGGUGAAGAAGAUCGAAUGAAGAGAGAAGAGAAAACAAAAUUCCGAAUCCGUGUCCUGCGCAGAAAACGAUACAAAAUAGCGAGACCAAAGGCGAGAAUGAGAGACGUACAAGCGACUAAUUUUUGCGAUUUUAACAAAGACAGUCGACGAGGAUGGCUACCAUUUAUAUUUGUAAUGACUCUGAGUGAACGACGUGAUAAGCGCGUUUUGUGAUUUAUUCGGCCUCGUUCGAAAUCAACCGAUCCUUUUCACCCACUGCGCUGCUUGUACAGGGUAUACCCGAUUCGAGCGACGAUAUUUCGCGGUCGAAUAUUCAAACGAGGCCUCGUGACCUCGUUGCUCUCUCGAAGAGCCGGAGACAUUGCUGUGCGUAUCUCGGGUGCAACCUGUAUGAAACGACUCGCUGGAAGGUAGUGGAUAGUUGCGUUUCGAUUGAUUGAUUUCGCGCGAUCGGGGCGGAGAUGCCUCGCGUUUUCUUUCGGCUCGGUAUGAGGAAGAAGAGAAAAAGUCAUACCGACGCCGCAUUUAGAGAUGCGUUUACGCGGGAAUUGAUGUGUCUAGCUUUGCUGUACGCGCGUAUUUAUCUUCGCUAAGUGUGUUUCCACGCAGUUGGCGAUUGUGUUAACGUUAGCGGAUCGCGAGUUUGCGCGCUUUAGGCGCGCCGGUGAGGCGAAUUCAGUGAGAUACGUGUUUAAGGAUCCGCGUUUCGUAUACGUCACACAAUAAGAUAGAGGGAGACGAACACACAGGAGGGGCGGCUCUCGCCGAUCCGGGGCCACUGCGGAAUCCUCCUGGGAGCAGCGAACACGCAAAACACGAGGACUCGGUGUCCGAGCCGGCGAUUUCAUACGCGAGAGAAAAUAUGUGCUGGAUGUUAACGACAAUGCGAACGCAACGAGUAAAACAACACGGAAGAUGAUUCUUGCGAAAGGGAAACUGAUUGAAGUUUUUCCUGAGAAGUUUUACCGCAGUUUGCGGAGAAUUAGAAGAUACUUGUAGAAGGAUCUCGCGUACACUGGGUCCUCGCGUUUGCUGUAAGGACCUCUCGGUAAAAGCGGGAGGGCUCGUAUUUCCGUGCGGAAUUCCGGCCGGUCGCCUCUCGGGACAAAUGAAUCGGCGGUCUUGAAGGAUUCUAGUCAUUACAGUACGGGACAUUAGACUAUCUAUCGAGAUCUCUAUCGCUCGUUCACACAGGACUAACGGGUCGAAGUUAUUUUUUUAUGCUCCUCGACGCAACCCCGGGGGCUCCGCAACGUAAUCCUCUCUCCGCAGCCACCCCCUUCCCCGCCCCCGACACUGUUACACGGACACUGUUUACACGUUUCGUAUGCCAUGUGCCGAGGUUUCUUUGCGAACGACUCUUGGGCUCGGUGUACACCUCGAAGGCUCUUCGGCUCCGUUUGUUCAACGAGGUGUGAUACUCGUUAAUUUCCUCCUCAUUUCUCAUCAUCUCGAUGUACUUGAAGUAAUUUCAUAGAAAGUCACUUUGUCGCGAUACAUCUUGAGUAGUCUCCACUGAGAGACGAAUUCUAUCGAGAGAACGGAGUGGAAAGGCAGAUAAUGCGAAGUGGCUUUUCAUCGCGGAUAUAGGAUACAUCGUCAGUUUUGUGUGUGUGCGUGUGUGUACGUAGAAACUCAAUAUAUUUUCUCAGGAACUCAUUGCAGGAACACUGUUAUUAUACUCGCGUAAUAACCACGAGUCUGUCUCGUGGAUAACGAGGCUUCCAUGUGUACAUCGGGCCUUAGCUUCAUGCUGUCGAGACAGCGCAUAGACAGUGCCUUACACACGAAUACCUGGUUUUACAUUUUAUGCAUUAACUUCUCCAGAUGUUUACCAUAGACAAGAAUAUAUCUAGCGAUGCGGUGCAUCGAUAUAGUAGCCGUUACUUUUGUUACCGGCUUCGUGUAAACAUUGUCUCUGUACGAGAGCGCGAAAGCAGCGUUUCCCGAUGACGAGAAGUUGCGCGCGCGCAUUUUUCUUCUUGCGAUGAAAAGAAAAGGGGACUUUUCUUAAUUUACCGAUAGAAGGAGAUAACGACAGAAAAAAUCUAUACGAUUUGAAUAAUAUAUUUUUUUUUUGUUAUAAUGAUCGUUUAUUCUCGCGCAUUUUUAUAUUUAGUUUCAAAUAUAUUAAAAAUCGAGUUCUGAGAAGUUGCAAACAUUUUCUUCGUAUAUACGGAAGUUCUUGUGAUCUUCGAAAUCGCAAUGAACGUCCUAUUUAGUUAUUAUUUUUAAGCUGUGUGUGUAUAUAUAUAUAUAUAUAUAUAUAUACACACACACACAUACACACAUACAGAGUGCCCCAAAAGCAUAGUACAAUAUUUUAAUAACAUAUUCUCUGGAGCUUAUAUAUAAUUAAAGUCCAAAAUCUUAAUGCAAGAAUGUCGAGACAUCGAUUCUUUGGGACACCCUGUGUAUACAUGUACUCACGCGUAUUGUAUUCAUUUUUUAAUUCAGUAUAGUAAUUCUUGGUGUUCAAUGUGAUUGUCUAAUUGUUCAGAGAAGCGCUGGUUUCGUGCAUUCGCGAACUCUGCGUCAGAUGUAUCCAAAGACAGAUCUGAAUAUAAAGCGUCACGCGGACGCGUACCGUUGUUGUUGUUAUUAAAUAAGUAAUCUGCAUACACGGGAGCGAUUUCGCAAGCGGGGAUACCUUAUUUUAGCGAGCGCAUUCAAGUAUUAUGCAACAAGUAGUACAAUAACUGAGCAAGGCGCAUGUAUGUACGCACGCGUGUGUGACGCGUGCUUGCACGCGUGCGUCUGCAUUUCGUUUCGUUUUCGAGAGUGACAUCGCACCUGUGCACCUGAGUAUUUACACGUAGGUAUUAUAAGUGAAUCCGUAAUCAUAGUUGUUGAUCGUAGCACGAGGAGCCGUCAUCGUGUCCAAAAAACCGCAUUUAACCCAUUAAUUGCCGUUCGGAGAAUUGACCGCGCCGCGAAGAAAGGAAAGACGGAGAGGGAGACGCGCGUCGCGAUUAAUUGUGCUUUCCAUGUCCCGAUGACGUCGAGAUGACACGUAGUGCUGCAACUCAACUCGGCACUUAACGGGUUAAUGCAACGCGGAGAAGCGUACGAGAAUAUAUUUAUGUGGCUGCGUAUGUAGCUGCUUCGACAGAUCAGGGAUUCUCGGACUUCGCGAUACUCGAGCGCUUCGAAGUCGAAUUCGCAGAGCUGUCACCGUGCGAGGAGACGUGGAGAACGAGGAGAUAAGA
This is a messenger RNA of Harpegnathos saltator (Jerdon's jumping ant), 6326 nucleotides long. RefSeq names its product protein bric-a-brac 2. The transcript is spliced from 6 exons. The record is from RefSeq and is a predicted model, not a curated record. Gene Ontology annotation, cellular component: nucleus. Gene Ontology annotation, biological process: regulation of transcription by RNA polymerase II. Lineage: Eukaryota; Metazoa; Arthropoda; Insecta; Hymenoptera; Formicidae. Gene Ontology annotation, molecular function: DNA binding; protein binding. Bases 640 to 1890 code for a protein of 416 amino acids.